UCUCUCUCUUAGCCAUGGAUAUGGGUGUGGGGUGUAGAGCGGUGGCUCUGUUGUUGGUAGCCAUGUUUGCUGGCUUGGAGGUUUCAAUGGCAGCAGUGUACAAGGUUGGGGACUCAGCUGGUUGGACCAUCAUUGGGAAUAUUGAUUACAGGGCCUGGGCUGCUUCCAAGACGUUUCAUGUUGGAGAUGUCAUGAUUUUCGAAUACAAUUCUCAAUAUCACAACGUGUUGCAAGUGACCCACAAAGAGUACCAAGCCUGCAAUUCCUCAGCCCCAAUCGCCACCUACAGCACGGGAAACGACUCCAUCACCAUCACCAAACGCGGCCAUCACCUCUUCCUAUGUGGCUUCACCGGUCACUGCCAGGCUGGACAGAAGGUUGACAUCAAUGUGCCUCGGACUCCACUCUCUCCGACCCCUUCACCGUCCCCUUCAAGUCCUGCCACCAUAGCACCUGCUGCACCUCCUCCAAGUGCUGCUGCUCCACGGUAUGCUUUGAUGGGGCUUCUUGGUAAGCUCGGAUUGUCUAUGGCGGUUUUCGCAGUUUUUCUUUCAGGUUUUGCUUAAUCAGGGAAGAGAGUCUCUCAGUUCAGUUUAUGGGUUUUUGGGUAGUUUAUUUCAUCAUUGUGUGUGUAAAGUGGAGAUUGUUCAGUUUACUUUUAGACACAGAUGGGUAUUUUGCAUCCAAAACAACUUAUCAAUAUUCAAAUAAUUUGUUACAGUACAUACCACUUCUUUGUGAUUUGAAUGAGCCAUGUUAGAAGUUCCAUA
This is a messenger RNA of Camellia sinensis, 770 nucleotides long. Lineage: Eukaryota; Viridiplantae; Streptophyta; Magnoliopsida; Ericales; Theaceae. The record is from RefSeq and is a predicted model, not a curated record.